Molecule: messenger RNA, 336 nt
Organism: Opisthorchis viverrini
Lineage: Eukaryota; Metazoa; Platyhelminthes; Trematoda; Opisthorchiida; Opisthorchiidae
Exons: 2
Source: RefSeq, a predicted model, not a curated record
AUCAUGUGGAUAGGAAGCUGUGGGUUGGCAAAAGUCUACUGAAUAUGGCACAGGCAUCUUCGCUUCUGGUCGGCAGAGAUAUCUUCUACCAGCGUUACGGGGCUGGCAAUGUGGGUGGAAUAAAAGCCACGGUUCACAUGAAUUUUGGUGGUAUGCUUAUUGGAAACGUACCGCUCGGCUUAGUGAUGGCAGGUGAUGAAAACGUGUAUAAUAAUCCCUUUGACGGAAUUAUCGGAUUAGGACGGCGGUCGAUAAAUCCACAGAACACAAAUCCCCUUUUUCAUUCUUUAAAUCAACAAGGAUUGAUGAGUCGGAAAUUUGGCUUCUAUUUCCGGG